AUGGGAACUGUUCAAUCCAAACGUAAACACAAAUAUCCCAAAAGCACCGACACUCAGGUCGACAGUAGUGGAGUCACGAAUUCGUCGAAUAUCCAAUCUCACCUAUCAUCCUCACCGAACGAACCAAUUUCUUUAUCUGCCUACCAACAAGAGCUUAUCAAACAAGGAUACAUACCACCACAACCGCAAUCACAACAACCACAACCACAACCACAACCACAACCACAACCACAACCACAAUCACAAUCACAAUCACAAAUGCAUCAAAGUUUAAUACCAGGAGGAAGUGGAAAAGGAGGAUCUUAUCCGAAUUCAUUAGACAAUAUUUCACCUCCAACAUAUCCAAAACAUCCAAGCUGGAAAUUACAUAACAACCAAGUAUCCUCACCACAACAACCAGGAGUAGAUUUUUCUGGAUUACAUUCAAACAGUCUAUUUCUUCCAAAAAACUGGGAAAACCAAGACGGUCAAUUUGCGAAACAUUUUGCAUUAAAACACUUGUUUGAAGAUAUCGUUCUUCCGGCUGUAGCAUCUGGUUUGUGUGGACAGCCUUUUGCACGAGUAGCUGAUUUUGGGAGUGGAACUAGUGCAUGGAUUACGGAUAUGGCUUCUCAAUAUGAUGAAUGGGAGUUCAUCGGCAUCCCAGUAACUGGAUUACUGAGUGAUUCUCAAGAUAUCAAUGUCACACCAGACACUUUGGUACUGCCCAAUGUUAAAAUGGAUCCAAGCCUGGAGAACGAUGUCCAAUCAUCAUUAGAAGACUCGAGUGUCGAUCUAGUUAAUAUCUGGGCUCCGGGUCUGGCAUUCGGGAACAGUCAGUGGACACAUGUAUUACAAGAAGCCUACAGGGUUCUUAAGCCUGGUGGAUAUAUACAAAUAGUUGAGUUGCACAACGUGCCUGUUGGGUCAAUCUUGAUAGAAUCGUUCAUCGAUACAGUACGGAAUAUUCUAAAGGGAUUAGACAAGGAUUAUGAUGAUGCGGCUCGGCUCAAGUCCCUUUUACCAACAGUUGGUUUCCAGCUAUUCCAAUAUAUAAAAAGACAUGUGAAAUUAGGUGGAGAGAGUAAUCUUGGCCAAGAGUUCACUGCGGUUAACCUACGGACAUUUCAAUCAGCCCAGAAAUUACUGGCACCACUAAUGGGAAUGAGCCGUGAGGAUUAUCAGCACAGAGUAGAGAUGGUGUGCGCUCAGUGUGUACAGUAUAAUGCUCAUAUGGAUUGGCUAGGUUAUGUGGCCAGAAAGCCACUCCAAAGCCAAUAGACAAACCAAAUCCAUAUGAGCAAAAAACAAAAUGAUUUUGGAUAUUAUCUUGUUUCUUUUAUUAUUAUUAUUAUUUACUUUACCCACUUUAUACUAAAACUACAACUACACCU
Molecule: messenger RNA, 1373 nt
Organism: Phycomyces blakesleeanus NRRL 1555(-)
Lineage: Eukaryota; Fungi; Mucoromycota; Mucoromycetes; Mucorales; Phycomycetaceae
Exons: 7
Coding region: 1-1260 (419 amino acids)
Molecular function (GO): S-adenosylmethionine-dependent methyltransferase activity
Source: RefSeq, a predicted model, not a curated record